UUUUCAAAGGUCUCUUUUGCUGUUGUUUCGACUUCUUAGGAGAAGGAUACACAAGGGAUGGUCUCCUUCACGUGCAACCGAUGCCAGGAUGUGGUUAAGAAACCCAAGGUCUUUGGCCACUCCAACACGUGCGGGUCCUCUAGUUUUACCUGUGUGGAUUGUAUGGAGCUGUUUGACUUGAACUCUGUUAAGCACCACACUUCCUGCAUCACUGAGGUCGAUAAGUACCAAGGACAAUGGAAGCAAAAGUGCUCUGUGAAUGGGAAUCCUAAGAGGCCACAGGAGCGGGGUGACGAUAGCGACGGCGAUGACAAGUCCGCGAGGCAGCGACUGCACCCACCGCGACCAAGGAUGAAUAACUUGAGUGAUUCCGAUAGCGAUGACAGUGACUGGGUGCAUACGAAAAAGUCGAACACCUCGUCAUCCACAAUGAAGCAAAAAAAAAAAGGCAUGUCGACGAUGACGCAAAACUGGAGACUGAGCUGUCGCCAAAGUUGA
Molecule: messenger RNA, 498 nt
Organism: Phytomonas sp. EM1
Lineage: Eukaryota; Euglenozoa; Kinetoplastea; Trypanosomatida; Trypanosomatidae
Source: the annotation of a GenBank genome assembly